Molecule: messenger RNA, 1209 nt
Organism: Anopheles nili
Lineage: Eukaryota; Metazoa; Arthropoda; Insecta; Diptera; Culicidae
Exons: 4
Coding region: 1-870 (289 amino acids)
Molecular function (GO): serine hydrolase activity
Source: RefSeq, a predicted model, not a curated record
AUGUUACCAACUGAUGGAUUACCAAACGUCCAGUAUGGCCCCGUUGAACCAGUACGAUUUACCAAAAAUAUGACCUUCUACAGUAACCAAAAAAAAUCCUAUGAAAAAAAUAGUCAAACCCUACGACUAAACGAACCUUUUGAUAGGCCGAUGGUGUUUAUAUUUGCCUGGUUACAGGCAUCCGAGAAACACUUGGCAAAGUUUGCAGAAUUUUAUCUGAAGCAAGGUUUCGAGGUACUAUGCGUUCACAUUACGCCGUGGCAACUGGUUUGGCCAGUGUAUGGAUCGCAAAAGGUAGCCGGCGAUGUAGUUAAGUUCCUCGCUAACAACAAAUUUGCGGAGGGAAUCGUAGUGCACGGGUUCUCGGUUGGUGGCUAUCUUUGGGGUGAAUGUUUGGUAAAACUGAACGAACAUCCCAACGGAAAACAAAUAUUGAGUAGGAUUUGUGGCCAAGUUUGGGAUAGCCUGGCGGAUAUUACUGAAAUUCCGGUUGGAGUUCCGCAUGCCGUCCUACCUAAUAAUCCCACGCUGCAAGGCGUUCUGCGCAACUAUAUCACCUAUCAUAUGAAGUUGUUUGAGGAAGAAGCCACGCAAUAUUACGUGAAAUGUACGCAUCUUUUCCAUUACGAACCAGCCCAAUGCCCCGCCCUAUUAUUGGUGUCAAAGACAGAUCCCGUUGGAACGGAAACGGCUAACAGGAGACUGCGUGAAAUUUGGGAAUCCGUUGGCGUUAAGACCUCGCUUAAGUGCUGGGAUAAGUCGCCCCAUGUAGGACACUUCCACAAGCACCGUGACGAGUACAUCGAAUUACUGCUCACCCACCUCCGAUCCCUCGAUUUACCGCUGUACAAUCAAAAAGCUAAGCUCUAAUGACCCGGCGACAGGCAUUCAGCAGCAUGUGUGGUGGAAAUGAGUUUCUGUGAUGAUCGAGACAAACAUGUGGAGAGGGGAGGAGAAUUGAUAGAAAUCGCGUUCAAAUCGUGAACUGCAUGGGUUGAUUAGGAGCGAUACAUGAUAAGCGGGUUCAGUAUGUGAAUAACCUUGGUUGAUUAACUCUGCCAUAUCACAUGGUUUCACCAUUUUUACGAGUAACAGCUGGCUGCGAUAAAACAGGAUUAAAGAGAUAGUUAAAAGGUUGUUAUCGGAAGGAUAGAUAUAUAUCCAGUUCUGAGAUAAGGAGAAAAAGGUGUAUACUCCAAUAAUAAAAAU